Molecule: messenger RNA, 210 nt
Organism: Protopolystoma xenopodis
Lineage: Eukaryota; Metazoa; Platyhelminthes; Monogenea; Polystomatidea; Polystomatidae
Source: the annotation of a GenBank genome assembly
AUGCUUUCCACGAAAGUCACUGGUCAAAUCGCUGUGGUCCCUAGAGCCGACCUGUCUGUUGCAUCCGGACCACAGGGACAGUUCAAGGUUCAUCUAGGCUUGAUAUUGGACAUUCCAAGCCUGGCUGGAGGGAAACCCGACUACGGCAAAAGGUUGAACAAGUACCUUCCGAUACCAGAGUCAGAAGAAAACCUACAAUUGUCCUCGUGA